Molecule: messenger RNA, 2359 nt
Organism: Portunus trituberculatus (swimming crab)
Lineage: Eukaryota; Metazoa; Arthropoda; Malacostraca; Decapoda; Portunidae
Product: solute carrier family 35 member E1 homolog
Exons: 6
Coding region: 26-1222 (398 amino acids)
Cellular component (GO): Golgi apparatus
Molecular function (GO): antiporter activity
Source: RefSeq, a predicted model, not a curated record
AGGCUAUCACUAAUCAGUAGCCAACAUGGCUGAGGAGAGAGAGGUGUGGGUAAUUGUUCGUGUUGUGUUAUUAUGUACCGCGUGGUAUUUAAUUAGUUCAGGCAACAAUGUAGUGGGGAAAACUCUGUUAAAUGAAUUCCCUUAUCCUAUGACAGUUACAAUGGUGCAACUGGUAUGUAUAGCAACGUGCAGCAGUCCUGUCCUCAAGUGGAUGAAAGUGCGGCGUCGCUCAGACAUAAGUUGGAGUUAUUAUAAGCGAAUAAUUAUUCCGUUAGCACUGGGAAAAUUCAUGGCGUCGGUAUUUUCGCACGUCAGUAUAUGGAGAGUGCCCGUGUCCUAUGCCCACACAGUGAAGGCCACCAUGCCAUUAUUCACUGUGGUGCUGGGUCGUGUCAUACUGCAAGAGAAACAAACCACUAAGGUGUACUUCUCGCUGGUGCCCAUUAUCUGUGGAGUUGCCAUUGCUACUAUCACAGAACUGUCUUUUGACAUGCUUGGCCUCAUUGCUGCCCUCAUGUCCACUUGUGGUUUCUCCCUCCAAAAUAUAUUUUCAAAAAAGGUACUAACAGACACAGGGAUCCAUCAUCUGCGCCUGCUGCACUUGUUGGGCUGUCUGGCACUUUUCAUGUUCCUACCAGUUUGGGUUUUCACCGAUGGACUUAGCAUCUUCCAGGAUGAAAGCCUGCUAGUGAGACGGGAUCCAUGGGAGACUCUAAUACUGCUGCUGCUUGAUGGAGGGCUGAGCUGGUUGCAGAACCUAGUGGCAUUCACCAUCUUGCAUCACGUGACUCCUCUCACAUAUGCUGUUGCAAGUGCCACAAAACGAAUCUCCAUCAUCAGUAUCUCUCUUUUGCUCUUGCGUAAUCCUGUCACAAUGCCAAAUGUGGUUGGAAUGUUCAUGGCCAUUGUGGGUGUCUUGGGCUACAACAAGGCAAAGUAUGAUGCAAACCAGUCGAAGAAGAAAGCUGCAUUGAUGCCUCUGAGUCAAGUGGUCAGCACCAAGCACCUUAACCAUUCUCUUCAACCUCCACCUUUUCAUCCUGCUUACAUUUUUAAUCAUCUGGAAGCAGCCAAACAAGGGCCGUAUCCAAGACUUUCAAAUGGCACUUCAUCGGUGGUUCACACUUUUCCCCAAAAUGGUCACAUUCCUCAAAUAAAGACAAAGAAUAGUCACUCCGUUUUGCAUGUUUCUAAAGCUAAUAACAAUGUAGAAACUCAGUAAGGUUGUAAUUAGGACAUUAUAAGAAAGUAUAUUUUUUUACAAAAUAAAUUUUAUAUAUAUAUAUAUAUAUAUAUAUAUAUAUAUAUAUAUAUAUAUAUAUAUAUAUAUAUAUAUAUAUAUAUAUAUAUAUAUAUAUAUAUAUAUAUAUAUAUAUAUAUAUAUAUAUAUAUAUAUAUAUAUAUAUAUACACAAUGGAAUGAAAUUUAAAUAACUCAAUGAAACUGAGCAGUAUUUAAAGAACACAAAUGUAUAAGGAUCUGAGACUUGUGGUUGGAGUUAUGUAAUCCUGAUAUUUAUUGAUUAUAGUGCCUUUUCUAGUAAUAAGUAUAUUGAUAAAGGAGUGUUAUUUUUUAAUUAGAUUUGAAAUGUUUGGCUGUAAGUAUAGUUUUUCUUUGAGAUAUUAUAACUAUGUGAUGUUCCAUGAGCUAUAUAAUCAUAUGAUCCUGAUCUGUUCUUUUUUUGUACAUUAGGGCUGAAAUUGUAUUAAAUACAAGACAAUACUGCCAAAGAAUUGUAGAUAUAAGGCCUCUAGAGCUUCCAAACACAUAACUGUUGAAUUUUAAAAAAUUUUAUUACAUACAAUCAUAUGUAUACCAAGCUGAAACCAUUCUUAAAAAGUAGCCUUGAUAAGAUAUCAUAACUUAUUUUAUUGUAUAGGAGAGAUUAUUAAUUCCUUUUCAUUAGCCCUCACAAUAUAAUGUGUUAUUUUCUAACAUGAUUGUAGAGUGUGCAAUCAAGCCAAGAUUCACAUGAUAUGUAGUAUUGCUGGAAUAAUCCAGACACAUUAACAUUUUGUGGACAUUGGUGUUUAAUAUUACUUAUCAAAUUCCAACAGCACGGGGUUACAUUUUCAACCCCUAAGCAGCAGUGAUCAUCUAUUCAGGUGCAAUACAGUGGCUUGCUUGCAGUGGUUUUUAAUUUAGAUGUCUCAUUUUUCUCACAGAUGUUCUAGAGACAUGUGGCAACUACCUUAUUUUGAUGACUCAUAAGAUGCACCCAGUUUUGGCAGACAUUGAAGUUAAAAAAAAAAAAGAUAAGUGAGUGGAUUUAAGCUCUGAAUAUGAAGUGAAGGAUUUCACCUGAUAUUUGCAGACUUUCACAUGUAUUUAAAUCAUUAUUAAAUCCCAAUAUUUUGCA